AAAGCCGGCGACGCCGCGCGCGCAGCAGGUGAAAACACAGCCAGCGCCUUCCGACCGAUGCGCGACUCUCCGUGUGCGGGAUCAGGCGCGUCAGUCGGGCAUUACCGAUAAGGCAAAGUGAGGUGGAGAAGGCGUAAAGGGUCGCGUUAGAUGAUUGGCUUGGAGACCACUGCACUUUUUGUCCAUGUGGUUGCCUGGUUCUCCUAUGCAGACGCUUCGUUCCUUACGAGAGGCCCACGAACCAUCCGAGAUUAACACAGGUGUGAAAUUUCAAAUUAUUGCUAGUGGAUGCGAGUUAAGCAAUGGAAGUACACCAGUGAGUGCAGUCUGCGUAUUGGAAAUGAACUAGUGCAUUACAUAAAGUUUCAACGUGUGUGCCGUAACUGGGUAGAAAUGACAGGGAAAGUGAACACGCGCAGCCACCACGACCACAGCAGCUGGGCGAUGGCUCCACCGGACGAGGGAUUGGCAGCCGUCGACCUGACAGAGGACCAGGUGUGGGGCGCUCACAGCACAGACUCGACAGCGGCCCGAACGGAACUGACAUUCAGACAGCAGGCCGUUCCGACGAGAAGCGCCGCCCGCCGAGUGAAGAAGCCCGUCGGCUGCGGGGCCUUCUUCAGUUCCUGGGCGUCGCCUUCUCCCUCGACGAAGAAGCGGCCAGUCGCGAAGCCCCGGCGCAGAUCCGAGGCGGACAAGGAGGCGCUGCGCCAGCAGCUGAAGGCGCAGAUACAGGAGGAGUCGUCGUCGGAGGAGGAGGAGCUGGACGUCGACGAGGAGGCGCCCGCCGCAGCAGAAGUGCGCCGGCGCUCCGAGGCGGACGGCGAGUGGGGCCGCAGCCGCAGCAGGAGCCCCCUGCAGCUGGCCCACCGACACUCGGUGCCUCUGCCCGGCGCCGGCGAGCGCAGCCGGCGAGGCCAGUGGUGCGACGGCCGACAGCGCCGCGUGCUGCGACUCGUCGACGACCUGUUGCUCGAUAUAUAUCGACACCGCCGGUCCUCGGUCGACUCCGACAGCGGCAGCUCCGUACUCCCGCCGCGGCCCCACGUCGACUCGCGACUGCAUCUGCGCAGUGUGCCGCAGCUGCAGGCGCUGUCGGCGGAGCUGUGGUGCCACGUGUGUCGGCUGAACGCGGUGCUGGUGCGCCAGCUGCGGCGGCGCGACGCGCUGCGCGCCCGCGGCGAGCGACACUGCGCCGUGCUCACGGCCCUGCUGCAGGCGCAGUCGCAGAAGCGCAGCGAGGACUCGAGGAUGCGGUUCAGCGUGGCGCCGGCGCCCGGCGACAGCGGCUUCAGCCAAUGGCGCGACGCCAUGCGCAUGGUCGCGCGCCUGCCCGGCGGCAUCCCGCCAGACUUCCGCCGCAGGCUGUGGCUGACACUGGCCGAGCGGCACCUGGCGGCCCGCGGCGUGGACUGGGCGCGCGCCCACCGCCUCUGCUUCAACGAGUGGAGCAACCCGGACGACGAGGAACUGGGUGUCCAGAUCGUCAAGGACCUGCACCGCACCGGUUGUUCGCUGUUCUGCGGCGCAGAGGCGGAGCAGAACCAGGCGCUGCUGAAGCGGGUGCUGCUGGCCUACGCGCGCUGGAACAAGGCGGUGGGCUACUGCCAGGGCUUCAACAUGCUGGCCGCGCUCAUACUGCAGGUCAUGGACCGCUCCGAGGCUGACUCCGUCAAGGUGAUGAUCUUCCUGGUGGAGGGCGUGCUGCCGGAGAGCUACUUCGCCAACAACCUGCGCGGCCUGUCUGUGGACAUGGCCGUCUUCCGCGACCUGCUGAGCCGCCGCCUGCCCGCGCUCUCCCGCCACCUCGACCGCCUGCAGGUCGCCGCCAACGACGCCUCCUCAGGUACGAGCUACGAGCCGCCGCUGACGAACGUGUUCACGAUGCAGUGGUUCCUGACGCUCUUCUCCAACUGCCUGCCGCAGCCGGCCGUGCUGCGCGUCUGGGACCUCAUCUUCCUCGAAGGCAACGAGGUGCUCCUGCGGACGGCGCUCGCCAUCUGGGACGGACUCGCCGACCGCAUAUUGGCAGUCAACAGUGCUGAUGAAUUCUACAGUAUCAUGGGUGUUCUCACACGAGAGAUGUUGGAAUUUGGACUGAUGGAUACCAACAAUCUUGUUAAGACUGUAGUGAAUCUUGCGCCAUUUCCAUUCCCGGAGCUGAAUGAAUUGCGGGACAAGUACCUGUACAACAUAACACCUUGGACACAGAGUGUUUCCACAGCAGCUAAAAGAGGUCUAAAGAUAUUUUAUAGUGAUGAUGAUGAUGAAACAGAUGAGGAUGAUGAGAAGAUUGCAGUAGCUGCUGCGUAUGGCAUUUCAACUGUUUUCAGGUCACCAAGGAGAAAAGAUGGCACCCAACGUGAACAGACAUCUUCAAGUUUAUCAGCUCUGAACUAUUCAGGGACAGUGCCUGACAGAGAAAGACUUGCAUUAGAUAUAUCAGCACUGAAGCAGCAAUACGCCAAGUUACGUGAGCGACAGAGGCAGGCACACAUAAUACUUACAGCGGCGUGCACAAGACAACCACUGGGUCCCACCUCAUCAACUCCAGUUGCAAUGAAUCAUUUGCUCCUGGGAAAGAGUGCACUGAUGAGCAUGAAGGGCCGACGGGUUGGGCCACCACCAGGGGCCGUUCCACCUCCUGUCAACCUGAAAGCUACGCGGCCUGGCCCCAAACCACCUGUCAAAGAGAAGCCAACAAAACCGUCCAGUGAUCUCCUGUCACCUCUGUCACAACUUGCAAAGGAUGAAGGGGAAACAUUGCACUGGAAAGAUGCUGCAAGCUACAAGAAACAAAAAGCUGUUAACAUUACAUCCAGUUCUAUGGAUGAAAAGAGCCAUGACACUGAGGCAGAAGCUGACAUUCCUGAGGUGUCGAGAGAUCUGGAAGAUGACAAAGAAAGCGACAGCAGUUCAUCUACAGAACUGUGUGACGAACCUGAUAGGCUGAGUGACUUUGAUUCAGAGGAAGCAACCAGUCUCAGUGAAGCGUCAUCCUAUGUGUCUGGUCAUUCUCUUUCUGUGCCACUUCCAUGCAAAAAAGAUGGAUCAACGAGGAGCCCCAAGAAUAUACAGUCACCAUUGAGUGAGAAAGCCCCAUCCCCUAUCAGCGCACAGAAAAGUCUCAUAUCUCCUGUGGAAGAAGAAAUUGUGCCAGAAAUUCCAGAAGAGGUUGUAAGUGUAUUUCCAAUGGAGGAACUGAAAAUCCAAGCAGAACAGCAAGAGUUGGAGAAUGGUGGUGUGAUACACACAAAGACUGAGAGUCAGCUGACAGUAUCAACAGAAACUGGACACCUGCAGAGUGUACUUCCAGUUGCUACUGAUGGAGAUGACUUAAUGGUAAAGGUAACGGUGCAAGAUAGUGUUAAAAGUGAACAACCAGUCACCAUAAAUGGAAGCAACAAGUAUUUUCACAGUUUAGAGACUGUUACAUUUUUAGAAAGGAACUUAAUAAAUUCAGACAUAUUAAAAGUACCUGAGUCAACAAGUGAUAAAACAAUAAUUUCACAAGACAUCAAGGAAAACUUCCAAGAUACCUCCAAUGUUGAAAUCCUUCCAAGUAUCAUUCAGAUUUCACACAAGGCAUCUGAAAACCAAGAACUGGAUAUUUCAUCUUCAAGGAUGCAUAGUAUAAAGGAGUCAGAGCCAUAUGCGACGACAGACACAGGCGACAAUAUUUUUUCAUCUGUGAUAUUGGAAACAAAAAAGACUGAAAAUUUAAGUACAGACAUGGAACAAAUCUUUCCAGAAACUAGUACAGUUCCUUCUAUUGUUACUCAAUCCAUAGAGAAAGACAUUAUUUCUUCAAAAGAUACCUCAGCAAGUGAUUCUAAAUAUAUUCUUGAACCUAGUGAAAAAGAAAGAAGUGUUGAUUAUGAAGACAUGUCAGUCAUUCUGGAGUUCAAUCAGAGACUUCACGGGUUGCAUGACAAAGCAUUAAGCAAAGCUCCAGGGACUGAAGGUGAUAGCGAUUACCUGCAAAUGUCUGAACUUCUGGAGAUAGACCACAAGAUGCACUCAGGGCGUCGUAACAGUGAACGAGCAUUAAAAAUCAUACAAGAAAACUCUGAAAUUCUUCAGAGAAUACUGCAGUGUCAAAUGAGACGUGCAAGUAAGUUUUCAGAAGAAGGUUCAAAUGGUAAUGGUACAAAUGGUGUGUCAGAAGAUGACUCAGAUUCUGUGAAGGCACCAUCAGUGCCAUCAUCAACAAGUACUGAAAAUGUACCAUUUUUUCUAAGUGCCGAGUGUAAAAAACUCAGUGAAAGUAUACUGUCAAAAACUAUAGUGAAUGACUCAUUUCAGGAACAUCGUACCUUAACAGAUGAGCACAAAGUUCCAAUUCCUGUAACUGUUUCUGCAGUGUCUAAAACUGAAUCUCAACCUUUAGAUGUCAUGGCUAGUUUCCACAAUGAUAAACAAAGCCCAGUGCAUUUCAUCUCGUCUGUCCCAAUUAGUGCCUCUUACAGUUCUGACAGCACAGUUAAUCCAACUGCUCUUGAUGACAUAAAUUCCAAGAUUUUCUCACAAAAUACUGAGGCAACAACAUUUGACAAGGAAACAGGGAGAGAAAAAAGUUUUUCAUUUUCUUUCCCUUCUUCUAUACUUGUCUCUGAUGAAAUACCCACAUCUCAAAAAGAAGAUAAACCAUUCUACACUGGCGAGGGGAACAGUACCAUGUCUAUGAGUUUUCCUGACACAACUUCAAAACCAAGUGACAGUUCAACAGACUUCAAAGUAAAGUCAUCCAGUGUGGAGAGUGAAGAUCAUUCCAGUUUUUGGGGACUGUGGAACAUUUCCUCUACAAGUGAUGAGAGUUCCAUUAACAGCCAAAAACUAAUUAAAUCGUGUGCUUCACACAUGCUUAAAGAUGAUCAUUCAAGUUCAGAACGUAGUUUUAGACCUAUAAUUGUUCAUUCUUCAUCUCUCGAUAAAACAGGAUUUCGUGAUGAAAAGCUGCCUCGGCCUUUGUCAGAGGGUGAUUCCCAAGAUCCCCAUUACAGCAAUAUAGGUAGGAAAUAUGUUCCGACAAUAUCCGCAGUAGACUGCCCUGUUGAAGAGCCUACACAGGUGUCAACAUCUGAAGCUUUACCGAGAAAACACUUUGAACAGUUUUCAUAUACGCGAAGUUUUGCUGUGAAAGAAACCCCUGUAACAGCCUCAUUUAGUCCUAAAAGUUCAGUUCUAGAUCUGAAACAUCCUAUGCAAGCAUCGGAUGUGCACUCCAGUUUCUCGUCACAACAAGAAAGUAGAAGCAUGUCCAGCUGCAUCACUGAGAAACUUCAGCAACCUCUUGAAUCAACAGAAAGAAAACUUGCUUCCAUAGAGUCGGAGUUAGAAUUUCAGCCAGUAUUAACACAUUCACUGUCGGAAACCAGGGAAGAUGAAACUUCACACAGAAGUGGGAAAGAAAGUCGACCAUUGUCUCCUACUGUUACAGAGAUGCUAAAUCGAUCAUCGUCAUCAGGGUCACUACAAGGUAGUCGAUCGAAAAUUAAGAAAGAUUUUGUUUCACCACCUCCAUCCCCUUUCCGCAGGUACACAUCACCUGUUAGGAAAACUUCAAGUCUUGAGCGUCCAGUGUCUUUACAUUUCUCUAAGGGAAGUUCAUCUUUUGAUUCUUCUGAAGAUGGUAAAAUGAGAUACAAAACUUCACCUUUGUACAAAUCUUUCAGUAUGCUUUCUGUAAAUGAAGCAGGUGAAAUACAGCACACACAAUAUGACAGUGCACCAAGGCAUAGGAAAAAAGACCCCAUGAGAAGACGAACGUCAACAGAUCUAUCUAUUUCUUUUUCAUCUACUAAAAGUAAGUCCCCAAAAGCCACUUCUCCAGUAUUCUCCCCAUCCAAACUUAAGGAGACAGGUGUUUCUUUCCCUCCAAUUAAGUCCUUACACCAGGCUGACAGUCCUACAAAAUCAGCAAAGUUCAGCCCAUUUCCAACAAGAUCAGGUUCAUGGCAGCCAAAAGAGCUUGGAAUAAAACUGGGCCUAUACUCUUCAACUGAGUCAUCUGGAAGAUCCUCCAACAAGAAGUUGUAAAAUAAACCAUAACAGAAUAUGUCUAAAAUGCUGUGAUGACUGACUUAGAGCACUAGUAUUUUGCAUGCAUGACAGGAACAAUUUCAGCCCGGAUGGUAUGAGACAAGUAUGCACAUGCGAAGCUUUAGGAUAACUAGGUCUGGUGCUAACAGCCCAGUAGUGUGAGUGCAUGCAGUCUUGAAUGCAAACAAUAACUAGUAUUGUGUUCCACUGUGCUUUAACACAGACUAGAGCUGCUGAACUUAUUUUUAAAUAAUUUUAUAAAUCAUAGUUACAGCCCUGUUGUUGCUGACAUUGAUACAAUGCCUAGUUUAUAUAAAUAUGUAAAAGUUGUUGAAUUAUUUAGACUGGAAAAUAGGAGAAUAUUUGAGUAUCACUGUCAGGUUCCGUGCAGUGUGUGCCUUAUUUCUCAAAGAAAAACAUAAAUUUGGAUUCUACAAAUAAUUUUGCACGUAUCAGUAUGUAACUUAAACAGUUUUUGUUGAUUUCUAACCAAAUUCAUAAUGCAAUUUAUAAAUGACACACAGUAUGAAUAAGGCACAUGAUAUCCAUUUGCCUGGCAGUGGAAUUGCACUGAACUGAUUGAAAAGUUAUUUUUCAUUGAAAAGCUAAAAAAGUUACACUAUUUAACAGUUUUUCUCUACAAUACAUAACAAUAUAUAAAAAUCAUGUCUUAUUUCUGAUGUAUGUUAUAUGUAAAUGGACGUAAUUAUACAAAAAUUGUUAUUGCAUUGCAAAUAAAUUGUUUAUACUGUAAAGACACCCAUGCUCACAGUAAAGUUAACUUGGUAACCAGACUACCAAUAACAUAUUUUUCAUUUCGAUGUGAAUCAUCUUGGCACAGUUACAUAUGUGAUGUUAUCCAGGCAGUUCCAUCUUAUUAAAGCCAUAUGAAAAUUUGCAAUAUUUCUGAAUCAAUUUUUGUGAAUAUUUUAAUAUAAUUUAGUGCCCUGAGUAUUUAAAUAUACAUAUCCUGUGAAAAAAGUGUAUACAUAUAUAUUACUAUACCCCUGAUUUUAAGUUUAUUAGUGCCACAUUUGUAAUUUUGUCUAUAUUUUCUGUAAUAAAUAUGGUAAACAUACCCAAAA
This is a messenger RNA of Schistocerca gregaria, 7127 nucleotides long. RefSeq lists its product as uncharacterized. Bases 289 to 6039 code for a protein of 1916 amino acids. Gene Ontology annotation, cellular component: endoplasmic reticulum. The record is from RefSeq and is a predicted model, not a curated record. Lineage: Eukaryota; Metazoa; Arthropoda; Insecta; Orthoptera; Acrididae. The transcript is spliced from 14 exons.